AAAAAAAAAAAAAGAAUGAAAAAUUAUUAUUCAUUAAAAACUCCAAAAAGUACACAAAUUCUUGAUAAAAAUAUUAAAGUUGAUAAAACGAUUAGACCUCAUAUACCCAUUGAAACACAAAUUUCAAAUGUAUUUGAAAUCGAGACUGAAAAAAUUCACGCAUAUACAAGUGAAAGUAUUACUGUACUUGAAAAAAUGCAAUGUCGUCACGGAUUAGUGGCAGCAGUAUUGCAAGCUUAUAAUGGACAUCAACAUUUAUGUUUUUCACCUGAUGAUAUUUGGUUAACAAUAGCUCAAGGUGUCAACUCUCAUAUUAAUUUAUAUUCUGAUAAAUAUAAAAAUAAGUUUGUAAAAUUUAACGAAAACCAAAAAAUCGUUUUAAAUGAUGAUAAUUCAUUAAAAAGAGAUUGGUCAAAAUGUAUAAAAGAUCUCGUUAAAGAAACUUCCAAUCAUAUCGAAAAAAUUGAUUUAAAAUCUUUAUUGGAAUGCGAUUUUUCUACAAGUACUUCAACUACAAUCACCGCAAGUCGUGUAAUAUUACUUGAUUCUAUAAAAAAUUAUUUUUCUUAUAAUAUAGAAAUGUUUUGUGGUAUACCUAAAAUUACCUUAGAAGGUAAACUUGAAGAUUGGUUACUAAUUCAAGAAAAAUUGAUUCAAUUACGUAAUUUAAAUUUGGAUUUGGAUUUUUGGUUAAAUGAUUUGGAUUCAAUCAUUCGUCAAUUUAUUGAAACUUUUAAAGGAAAUGUUGAUGAACAAUUUUGGAAAAAUAUUGCAAGAGAAGAAUAUGGAUGUGGUG
Rhizophagus irregularis DAOM 181602=DAOM 197198 is the source of this 796-nucleotide messenger RNA. RefSeq lists its product as uncharacterized. The record is from RefSeq and is a predicted model, not a curated record. NCBI's taxonomy places the organism in Eukaryota, Fungi, Glomeromycota, Glomeromycetes, Glomerales, Glomeraceae.